This is a messenger RNA of Protomyces lactucae-debilis, 3891 nucleotides long. RefSeq names its product mediator complex subunit 13 C-terminal-domain-containing protein. The coding region runs from base 206 to 3841 and encodes 1211 amino acids. The record is from RefSeq and is a predicted model, not a curated record. Gene Ontology annotation, cellular component: mediator complex. The transcript is spliced from 2 exons. Lineage: Eukaryota; Fungi; Ascomycota; Taphrinomycetes; Taphrinales; Protomycetaceae. Gene Ontology annotation, biological process: regulation of transcription by RNA polymerase II. Gene Ontology annotation, molecular function: transcription coregulator activity.
CCCCCCACGACGCGACCAAGCUUCAGCUGCAUCUGUCGGUGCCCGCUAUAUCUCUUCUGGUCACUUAUCCGCAAGCUGCAUAUCUAGGGAAACUGUAUGGCUUAAGGCCCACUUCGCUUUGAGGGGGUAGCUUCUUUCUCUGCUCUCACCUAAAUUGACCUAUUCGAAUUUGAGCCUUCUGUGGUAGCUCUGGUAUGGCUUUCGCAUGAGUGUACAAGACCACUUGCCGCCUUUGCUCGAGGCCGAUAGGCUGACUUCGAUCUUGAGGGUUCUUGCCGUAACACAAGCGCAAUGGACGACAUGGUGUGCGUCGGAUUCUACAGACGUUCAAGCACUCACGCGCAUCGAGAUAGACCUACGCAGCCAGGGAGCUCUUGUGAAGCGGAUCGGACAGGAGCUGUGGCACUUUGUCCUCUCAGAGGAUGACAAGGACACUAAGCAAAGCCGGCUAUCGACACAGCCGCUUAAAGAAAUCGGUCAAGAGCAACGUCUUGAUCUGUCUGAGGUCGGGUUCUCAACUGCAGACAUGAGCAAUGCCACAGAUCUCUUCAUUGCGCUCAGGAUACUCAAGGAGGCCCUCGUCUUGCAGUUGACAUAUCGCUGUGCCAAGGCUGGCUUCGUACCACUCGGGCCAUGUCUCUUGUCGCCUCUCCCAGAACUGACUGAGCACAGUUUUGACGAGAACUUGUGCCUGAAGCCGCUGCCCAACGGCAGGUAUCCCGGCCCACAGCGUCAGUGCAUUAUGAGUCUGCAUUUGGCAGUGAGUGGCGACCUGACUCUUGCUCUGGCAAAGACUGACGUCCAACUCAUUGCACUGGAUAUGCACUCGAAGCAACUGGAAGCCGGCGACCCGGUUUAUCUGGCUCCGUCAGGUCACAAAGCAACCUUGGUUGAGUACAGUUUUGAGCUGAGUAGUGAGGCUUACCGGUUGCAAUUGACCAAGCUGAUUGGUUUUCAGCUUCUUGAUACAAGCCGCUGGGUCAGGGUCCAUCUAGGCGACGAGAGCUUUCUAUGGCCGUCGGCAUUGACGUUUGUGCCAUACACUGCACUGCAAGUGAAGCCACCUCCUGAGUCCUGGUUCGGACUCAAGGAUACUUGGCUAGCGCAAUGCAAAUCAGAUAUGGAGCGCAAAGUGCAGAAACAGAAGGAAAUGGACGCCAAUGAAAGUACAGACAAUCUGAUGCCUGAUGCGACAGUAGAGCCAGCAGUUUCCGAGCAACGCCCUGCCUCUGCACAGAAGCCUGGAAGCAAAGACGACUCACAUCAUGUCUAUCCAACUCCUCCAGAUGCAACGCCUGGUCCCUUUCUCAAAAAGGCUAGCCACGAUUCAGAUGAUGAAGACAUGCACGUCACGGAUGCCGACUUUAGCUUUUUCGACCGAAAUAGUCCAGAGGUCAUCAUGCAAGAAAUCGAAAGCAUCAAUCAUCUACCCACACCGAUGGAGACAGACAUGAGGACACAAGCACCUGUGUCAGCGCAACCAACUGAACCUCCGACUGCGAGCUUUGAUAUGAUCACACCAGCCUCACAGUUUGGAGCAACGCCCAAUAUUGUUGCGUGUGAGGCAGACAAAGCUGCUGCUAGCGUCCGAGAAGUGUAUCGGCGCUAUCGACAACCGGUUCCAUCCCACUUUACGCCAAUGUCCUUGGCGCAACAACACAAUCACUAUGGCCCCGGCGGUAAAUACUAUGCCGGCUCGUCUGCGUCCAGUGCCGAUAAUGCUCCUUCAAGCGACGAAGAGAUGACUGAUGAUGCCUAUGAUCGAGAACGUGCAACAUCGAGCGGUCACGUCAAGGCACUGCUGGAUGAUCUUGUAUCCGAGGCAGAAUUUGAUCCGCCACCGCCCAAUAUACCCUGGCACUUGGUGUCACCGCGAAUUGCCUCGAACCCAAUCAAAUCGACCCAUCUCAGUUUACGGUCGCAAUUGGAGAAGCUCGCGUUGCCAACGAAAGAGGAAGCAGACCUGAUUGACUUGGUUGGCUCGCUUUUGUGUGGUCCCAAUAUCGCCGGGUUCCGGGAAACCUCAAUUUUGCCAGCAGCUUCAUUUAAUACCGAUCUAUAUGACCUUGACUGGUUCAGCGACUCGGAUAUGGAGAAUGUUAUUUCCUGCUGCAAGAGCACAUUUGGACAGGCGCCUAUGCAACUGAAGCUGGACGAUGUAGCGACUAUCUAUGAAGACCCAAAGAGCAGCAACGCUUUCAAGCCAAAGAAUUCUCAGCGCAAGAAUCAUCCAGCAGGAUUGGCAAGCCAUGUGACAUUACUUCGAGAGCCCAGAGUGCUGCUAUCGCGAGCGCAUAUCGAUGAAAAGACACACAAAGAAAUUAUGGAGGACUAUGAGAUGUCUACAUCAGCCAUCCGUCUCUGGUACACGGCGCAGCUAUCUCCGCUGGAUGGACCUAAGGAUGCAGUGCACUACGUGUUUUAUCCCGAAGGAGAAUUGCUUGAGCAUGCUGCAUUUCGCUAUCUUGAUGAUUUGCGGGCGCUUUAUUAUGGCUGUAAUCUAGGACAGUUCCUAUAUGAGGACAAGGUGGAAGAUUCUUAUCUUCCGUUCCGUCUGGAUGACAACUCAAGCAGUCUAUCUAACGGUUUCAACAAGAUCCAAAAGUAUUGGCAAAAAGACACCAAGACGGGACAUUCAGCAGAAUGUCUUAAUAUUGUGCUACAUUUCUUCAAUCCAUUCGAGCUGUCAGAUCUAGCCUUCCUGUCAUUUCUUAAUAUGGUCACCAAGUACAAGAAGAAGAGCAUAUUCAUGCACGUUGCUCUCCAAGUUGUUGAUGUGGACCAGGUUUGCAAAGUGGACGGGUUCAAAGCUCUACGCAUAAAAGAAUGUGUCGCUCUAUGCUUGCAAGUCUACAAUCGUUGUCAGCUUACCGCCACCGACAGCGAUCCAAAGCUCUACGCGCCGGCAUACCAAUUAGCCCAACCUGGCAUCGAGUCUCUCAAAAAGUUCCACCACACUGUCGAGGACUAUCCCUCCAUCUUGGAUGACGGGAGUCCCUUCCAUGUUGCUUAUGCCUGCACGCCAGGGCAGCCAUGGGUAACGGUCGCGUGGUCCGAUUCUCAAGGCCAGGCAUUUCGUGCGCGGCAGUAUCGACUCCGUACAGAUGCUGCAAAACCAGCGACAGCCAGCGAGUAUGCUUCUAUUGCUGCUGUCUUUGUUGAUAUCUGGCACCAUACGAUGGAACUCAUCUCUGUAUUUCCGAUUGCUUGGCACCUGGUGGUGACGAAAGUCGGGAAGCGUAUAUCCUUAGACGAGAUCAAUGCAUGGCUGCGCAUGGUAGCGCUGGAAAAGGGCAAAAACAAGUUCCGCAUCUCUGUGACGAGUAUUGAUCUUGAACCAGCGAUGCUCGUUCAACCACCGCUGCUGGCCUAUCUGCAAAAGAUCGCCAGAGAGGAACAUGACGCGCUACAAGGCAUGACUGAGGAGCAGCAAAAGGAGCACAUUCUAGAAAGGAUUAAACCUCAGACACCAAAAGAUGAGCCGCUUGCGACUGCAUUAGAAAGGCCGAUUGGGGACUUUGAUGACCCGUCCGAGAAGGUCUUCGCCAUCAAGCUCUCCAAGUUCCAGAUUGGGCCAUCCAAUCUUGCGGAUCCACAACCACUCGCAUCCGCAUAUUUGGUCAAAGCUCCCGGGUUGAAUGUGACGCAAUCCGCCUCAUCUGUGCUUCUGAGUGUGUUCCACUUGGAUGGACGAUGUUCAGUUGAUGAGCUGCUGCAGGAGAUGCGCAACCUUGCCACUCUUGCACACGUUGGAGGCUUCACGUACCAAGGGGGGAUUGUGCCGCGACACAUUAUGCACGCCGCAAUGAUGCAUACAUCACUGAAUGGUUACAAACCCUAGCGACGUACAAUCGAUACUAUUAGUCUCAUCUAGCUAAUCCCAAGUCCAGU